UAUUUUUUAUUUAUUUUUUUGUGCUCUUGUGUCUUGCUUUGUUUCACUCAAAUCGCUCCAUCUCGCGUCAUCUCGUUCACUUCAACCCCGUGUUGGGUUUUUGGAGGGGUGAAAAGCGUGUACUCAACUUCCAACAAUGAGUCAAUCUCGCCAUUCGAACUUGCUCGGAAAAGUGCCUCAUGCCACAGUCACACUCACUUUUGUGGUUUCACAAACAACAGUCUCAUGCAAAGAGCAGCCUUGUACACGACGUCGUCCACAGCCGCCGAGGCACGCACGACAAGCCAUGGAUCGCGAUCCAGCACUGCUGCUGCUGCUGCUGCUUCUGCUCCGUCCGCAGCGGGAGCGGCGUCGCACGCGGGGAUUCAACUCCCACGCGGAUUCGCACUGUCCAAGGCCACAGUUGCAAACACCGACGCUGCCACCACUCAUGACGCAAAGUCGCCGCUCCGUCCCGCACCCGUCGCGGUCGUCUUUGGAUGGAUGGGCGCCAAGACGCGCCACGUUCACAAGACCAUCGAAUUUUACAACGCCAAGGGUAUGGACGCCAUCAGCUACAUGCCGACACCACGAGAUGUGCUUCAGCCAGACUAUGGUCGAGCACAGCUCACAAAGCUGCUCGAACACCUCAAUGUGACCAAAAACCCGGCCGUCUUCCACUGCUUUUCCACCGGUGGAUACCUGUACGGCCAGGUGCUGUCCUUGCUCCAGUCGCCGCACACAAAGCACUUCCAUGGCGUCCGAGACCAAGUGCGCGGCACCGUCAUGGACAGCGUUGUAGAUGAAAGCGGCGUUCGAUACGGCAUUCCGAAUGCACUCUUCCCGAAGGCGCCAAUGCAACGCGCCAUCGCCUCGCUCACCGUCAACUUUAUCCUCAACAACUUCAAGACGGUCGAUUCGGCCCUCAAGCACGCUUCAGAGUCCUUCCACAACACCACCAUCCAAGCCCCAUCCCUCUGGUACUAUUGCCGCAAUGACGAUAUCGCCGACCACCGGAUUAUUGAGGCCGUCGUUGCCAAAUGGCGCGCGCGCGGCCUCAAGUGCAACGAACAGUUCUGGGAGCAGUCGCGGCACGUGUCCCAUGCCAAGGUGCAUCCUCACAUUUACUUUUCAGCCCUCGACGCGUUCAUUGCCGAGUCGCUCGCCCUGCCCAACAUGGCCCCGGACGCGCUGGCGCGCUACUGCGCGGCCGUCUCCGGCUCCAAGGAUGACGCCGAAAAGUAUCUUCGCACCCACAGCCAAGAUUUCCAGAAGGAACUCUCGCACAUCAAGGACAGCCUCAUUCACGAAAGCAACAAGCACAGCGGCCACCCGCAUCGCCACCACCACCGAGUCGCUCCUCCAGCAGCUCGUGCGCAUGCCUAAAAGUACAAAAACCGAAAACAACAAAAAGGUACUUUGUCGCAUUUGGGUCCACGGGUCAGCCCAGCUCAAGCCUCAGAUAAUUUACUCCUUGCACAGCAAAAAUUGACAAAACAAAAAAAUUAAGAAUCCACAAAAGAAUGGACGAAAACCAGAAUGUCUUGAUGAAACAAACAACAAAAUAAAACCGUUAAUGUCAAAAA
Capsaspora owczarzaki ATCC 30864 is the source of this 1565-nucleotide messenger RNA. RefSeq lists its product as hypothetical. The record is from RefSeq and is a predicted model, not a curated record. Gene Ontology annotation, molecular function: serine hydrolase activity. Bases 226 to 1365 code for a protein of 379 amino acids. Lineage: Eukaryota; Filasterea; Ministeriida; Capsasporidae. The transcript has 3 exons.